ACGAAACGGGCCCCAAGAAGUUUAUUUAAUGCCCAGGGGCCCCCAAGUGGUCACUGCCAGGCUCUAGCAUCCUGUCCAGCAGGCCUUUCUCCUCCUUUCAACUCUUGCUGGGCGACUCCUGAAAAGCAAAAGUAGGAAAAAAACUGGGGGCUGAGAGUGGAGGGCUGGACAGAGGGUAUGUCUCCUGCUCUGGCACCCGGAAGCCUGCGAGGGCUUCGGAAGCUCAGCGUCUCACGGUCGCGCAUCCCGGCCCUGGACGCAUCCAGCGGCAGCGGUAAUCUUGGUCCUCCUGGGCUUCCGUAGGUCGGAAUAAACUUGGAAACUUUUCGACCGGGAAAGCUCAGUGUUUUAAAAUUCAAAUCACACUUGUCGACAUGAGAGCUGAACCCUUGAGGCCGACUCCACCCUAGCUGUUCGCUAACUAAACAGCGAAGAGAACACAGUCUCCAAUCCAAACGCCAGGAGGCCCAGACCUGGAGCCGACGCCGGAAGCGCUGUCUGACAUCACUUCCGUCGCAUUUCGGGGCGGUACCAAGAUGGGCUCUUCGCGGGCCCGGCAGCAGCUUCGGCGGCGAUUCCUCCUCUUGCCGGACACCGAAGCCCAGCUGGACCGCGAGGGUGACGCCGGGCCGGAAACCUCCACAGCCGUUGAGAAAAAGGAGAAACCUCUUCCAAGACUUAAUAUCCAUUCUGGAUUCUGGAUUUUGGCAUCCAUUGUUGUGACCUAUUAUGUUGACUUCUUUAAAACCCUUAAAGAAAACUUCCACACUAGCAGCUGGUUUCUCUGUGGCAGUGCCUUGUUGCUUGUCAGUUUAUCAAUUGCAUUUUACUGCAUAGUCUACCUGGAAUGGUAUUGUGGAAUUGGAGAAUAUGAUGUCAAGUAUCCAGCCUUGAUACCCAUUACCACUGCCUCCUUUAUUGCAGCAGGAAUUUGCUUCAACAUCGCUUUAUGGCAUGUGUGGUCGUUUUUCACUCCAUUGUUGUUGUUUACCCAGUUUAUGGGGGUUGUAAUGUUUAUCACACUCCUUGGAUGAUUUCCGAAGAUCACCCCAUCCUGAGAUCUGCUGCCUUACACAGUGGAGGCUGUUUUCUGAGUGUCGGAUAACUCUGUUAUUAAAUAAGUGUGUAUUGAGAAUACUCACUCCAGAUGCUUAGGGGCAUAGUGAGAAGGACAAAGAUAGUGCCUCCUGUCAGGUCACUUACAUCAGAACUUGCAGGAAACCUGCUUUAUACAGCAGUUGACAGGUGUGGAAACUGAAGCUCAUGGAAAUAAAAGUUCAUACACUAAAUUUUCAAGGAGUUAAUGAAAACUGACAUUUCUGCUAAAAACAGCAUGUUCUCCCUGUGGGAUAUUAAAGGAAGGUCAGUGGUAACUGUAUAAAGAAGAAAUGGACAUAGUCUCCUUGUUAGCAGUCUGAAAAUAGUUGCUAGCACCUCCAUACCCACGCCAAUGUCUCCAGCCUUCUUCAGGCACCUUGCUGUGUCUUGGGACCACUGGGAGCCCUCACAGGAGGCCCUUCAUUCGUGUACACGUGUGGUGCCACAAGUGGCUCUGGGCCUGGAGGAAUCCUACACAUCUCAGAACACUUCCUCACCUGACCCUGUCACCCAUCUCCCCUUCUCAUGUUCUCAGCCCCUUCUUUGACUCUCGAAUUUUGAGUUUUUACAGAUGUUUGGGAGCUCUUACUCUGACAUGAAGUUAUAAUUGGUAAUGGAGACUCAGACAAUGUUGUAGAUCACAGAGUGAACUAUGCUUUUUAGUGUUAAAUGCAAUAGCUUGAGAUAGAAUGUUUUACUUGGUACAUAAAUGCUGGUUUUCUUUCAGAUUUAAGGACAUAUACUUUUUUUUAUUUUUAUUUUUUUUUAAGAGACAGGGUCUUCUAUGUUGCCCAGGCUGGCUUUGAACUCCUGGGAUCAAGUGAUCCUCCUGCCUCAGCCUUCGAAGUAGUUGGGACUACAGGCCCACGCCACCGUGCCUGGCUGGACACAUCAAUUUGAAGUGAAUGGUUAAACAUCCAGCUAGCUGAAAGCAUGGCAGACCCUAACAGAAAAGUUACAGUGUGUUUUUGCAACUAUGAAAUGAAUGGUUUCCUGGGAAAAAUUGUGACUUUGUAUAACUAUUGUUGAAACCAGAGUAACUUAUAUUUCACUUGCUAUUCUUAAAUUAUUAAAAUUUUCAGAAGUCAGUGAUACAGACAUACUAUUUUGCAAUGCUAAUCUGUUUGAGUCUUUGGAGAAAGUGGUUUCAUUAUAGGUGCAUAAUGCACUCUUAAUAUUUUAAACAAAUAGUUCACUCUUCCAUUUAAGGGAUAGCAGUUCCUUGUAUAAAAUGACUGGAUGUGUAUAAAGGAAUUAUGUUGUCAUGUGCCUUUAACCAGCUUUAGUAAUUACUAUAAUCUCAUAUUUAUGAUAGUUUUGUUAGGUGACAGGACCAAAUGAAAAUAUUUUAUGUUUUCUCAUCACUUUAGAUUUUAUCAUUGUGUAAAUUACUGGGUUUUUAGCAUUUCCUAAUAUGAAGUUUUAAUCAUUUUUAAGUAUACAUAUUUUUUUCUGUAUCAUUUAAAUAAAAUAUUUUUAUAACUUG
Molecule: messenger RNA, 2584 nt
Organism: Pongo pygmaeus (Bornean orangutan)
Lineage: Eukaryota; Metazoa; Chordata; Mammalia; Primates; Hominidae
Gene: TMEM128
Product: transmembrane protein 128
Exons: 5
Coding region: 537-1034 (165 amino acids)
Source: RefSeq, a predicted model, not a curated record